Molecule: messenger RNA, 2161 nt
Organism: Lathyrus oleraceus (garden pea)
Lineage: Eukaryota; Viridiplantae; Streptophyta; Magnoliopsida; Fabales; Fabaceae
Product: tetrahydroberberine oxidase
Exons: 1
Coding region: 395-2089 (564 amino acids)
Molecular function (GO): oxidoreductase activity; FAD binding
Source: RefSeq, a predicted model, not a curated record
UAUUUUAUUUAUUUAUUUAUUGCUUGAUGCACAUGUCCCUCUGAUCUGUUGGACUAAAUUAUUGGAUAUACUGGUGAAUUAUUGAACACCACGGAAAUCAUUAUGACAAGUUUUUAUUUUCAUUUUCUUACAAGAUUCAGGUUGAAUAAAUGAUGAUUUUUCACACUAAAUUAUAUGCAGCUUUAGGCUUGAAGACCUGAUACAAGUUAAUCCAAGAGUCAGCUUAAUGAGUUCGAGGUUUGUCUUGUUUCAAACAUCAAGAUCUGCUGUAGCUUAAACUUUACAAAUCUCAUAACUAAUACAAACUUUUGGAUCUUAAAUAAGUUGAACUCUGACAUGACUAACACAAAUUAGAGGCUUGUUAUUUCUUUCUCAAUUUGCAACCUUUCAUAAUAUGCCUCUAACAGUAUGUUUUACUGUUGUUGCAAUUGCUUUGUUAUAUUCCUUUACAUCUUAUGCAGCUGAUAAUCAUGAAGGCUUUAUUCAAUGCUUUAAGAGUUAUUCUAAUUAUAACUACACUUCAAUCUCUAAGGUUGUGUUCACCCAAACACACUCCUCAUACUCAUCUAUACUCCGGUUUUCAGUUCAAAACCUUAGAUUCACAUCCAACACAACUGCAAAACCUCUUGUCAUUGUAACACCUCUUGAAGUACUAGAAAUUCAAGCCACCAUAAUCUGUUCCCAACGCCAUGAUAUGGAGAUUCGAAUCCGAAGUGGCGGCCAUGACUAUGAAGGGCUGUCCUAUGUUUCUAAAGUUCCAUUUGUUGUUAUUGAUCUCAUAAACCUUCGAGAAAUCCAAAUUGACUUAGAAAAUAGCAAUGCGUGGGUUCAAGGAGGGGCAACGGUGGGCGAACUUUUGUACAAAGUUAGCCAAAAAAGCAAAAUUCUCGGCUUCCCUGCAGGUGUUUGCCCUACUGUUGGUGUUAGCGGACUCAUCGGCGGCGGUGGCUAUGGUUUCCUGAUGCGUAAAUAUGGUCUUUCGGCCGAUAAUAUACUUGACGCUCACAUAAUUGAUGUGAAUGGUAGAGUUCUUGACAGAGAAACAAUGGGUGAGGAUCUGUUUUGGGCUAUUAGAGGUGGUGGAGGAGCAAGCUUUGGAGUUAUUAUAGCAUGGAAGAUAAAACUUGUUCAUGUUCCAUCUACUGUGACAUUGUUCAAUGUUCCAAAGACACUUGAACAAAAUGCAACCAAACUUAUUCAUAAGUGGCAGUUAGUGGCAAAUAAGCUUGAUGAUGACUUAAACAUUAGGAUCAUUUUAGAGAGGGUGAAUUCAAGUACUCAAACAAGGAAGUUAACAAUAAAAGUUGCAUUUGAAUCCUUGUUUCUUGGAGGUGUAGAUAGACUUAUUCCUCUGAUGGAAGAGAAGUUUCCAGAGCUUGGUUUGGUUAGAGAAGAUUGUACUGAGAUGAGUUGGAUUGAAUCUGUUCUCUACCUUGCUGGUUUUACAAAGAAUCAACCUCUUGAAUUUUUGUUGAAUAGAACUCAUAAUGGUGUGUUGUUUUUCAAGGCAAAAUCUGAUUAUGUUAGAGAUCCAAUUCCUGAUAUUGGAUUUGAGGGGUUAUGGCCAAUGUUUUAUGAAGACGAGGCGAAAGCGGCGGUGUUGAUAUUCACUCCUUAUGGUGGCAAAAUGGACGAGAUAUCGGACUCGGAAAUUCCAUUUCCACAUAGAGCUGGAAACAUUUACAAAAUUCAGCACUUGGUUUAUUGGCAAGAGGAAGGUGAUGAAGUAGAAAAAAGGCACAUAAAUUGGAUGAGAAAACUUUAUAGUUAUAUGAAACCAUUUGUUUCAAAGUCUCCAAGAGCUGCAUAUGUGAAUUAUAGAGACCUUGACAUUGGAGUGAAUAACAUUAAUGGAUACACAAGCUAUAAGAAAGCUAGUAUUUGGGGUUUAAAGUAUUUCAAGAACAACUUCAAGAAACUGGCAAUGGUUAAGACCAAAGUUGAUCCUCUAAACUUCUUUAGAAAUGAACAAAGUGUACCUUCAAUGUCUAGUUUUGAUAACAUAACAACAAUACAUAGUAGUAGUAUAUUGCCUUGUGUAGAAGGGGUGCAAUUAGAAUUUCCUAGAGCAGUACAUGCCAUAAUGUAAACUAAGUUGAUUUGCGGUUCUAUUUUAUGUGUAUCUGAUUUGAGAAGCUUAUGAACUGAAUCUUGAUGUCAA